AUGAAUCAGACAUCAUCGUCAGUUCAUCUCGUUGCGGAACACUCCCCUGCGCUCGCUCAGUCGCCUGUGUCACACGAUGAUGCAUCCACGCAUUCAAUAACACGAUCGGUGGAGGAUACGGCACACCUCCAACUCCCGGCAACCAACGGCGGUGCCGCGCCCAUCACUAGCCUGUCAAGUCUCUCCCCCACGACGUCAAAUUCGGGCGCAGCUGCAGCUAAAGAGCCUGCAAAGAAGGGCAAAAUGACGCACCGUCUGACGCGAAUGUUUUCUCGGACCGACCCCAAAGACGUCGAGGCCGCCGCCAAAGUUGCAGCUGAAAUAAAGGAAACCUCUCCCGACGCUCGUCUAGAAAACGGCCACCCACCCAACGGCAGACCACCCCCUGGUAGACAGGGCUCAACUGACGAGAAGAGCGUCCGCAAGAUGACUAUACUCGGCGCUGCAAAAGAGAAGACCAAAGGCGAGCCGCCGUCAGAUCCCACCAGUGCUCUGCAUAAACGAUUCGAGAUGCAAGAUGACGGCUCUCAUGCACACUUUCUCAAGUCUGCCAAACGGCAGGAAAAAUUGUCCGACAUGCUCCGCGACAUGCUCGGUGGUGGCAAGAAGAAGGAUCAGGAUGGCGCGGGUGACCAACAACUGACACUGAUGUCGUCUUGGGUUGACCAACUCAGAUCGGAGAAGGAUAGCCUUGCCUCGGACAAGAAGGGGGGCCCCAAUGCCACGGCCAACUUGGUCGAAAAAUAUGGCAAAUGCCAGGAAAUCGUCGGCCGCGGCGCUUUCGGCAUCGUCAGAAUCUCUCACAAGCCAGACCCUAAUAGUGCUGGAGGAGAAUUGCUCUACGCCGUCAAGGAGUUCCGCCGCCGCCCGCAAGAGACGGCCAAAAAGUAUCAGAAACGCUUGACCAGCGAGUUCUGUAUCUCGUCGUCACUCCGCCAUCCUAACAUCAUCCACACCCUUGAUCUCCUGCAAGAUGCAAAAGGGGACUACUGCGAAGUCAUGGAAUAUUGUGCUGGCGGAGAUCUCUACACACUGAUUCUGGCCGCUGGCACUCUCCAAGUCCCCGAAGCAGACUGCUUCUUCAAGCAAUUGAUGCGUGGCGUCGAGUACAUGCACGAGAUGGGAGUGGCACAUCGCGAUCUAAAACCCGAGAAUCUUCUCUUGACCACCCACGGCGCCCUCAAAAUCACCGACUUUGGCAAUGGCGAAUGUUUCCGGAUGGCUUGGGAGAAAGAAGCCCAUAUGACGGCUGGGCUCUGUGGCAGCGCUCCGUACAUUGCCCCAGAAGAAUACGGCGGUGGCGAAUUUGAUCCCCGGGCUGUGGAUGUGUGGGCGUGCGGUGUUAUCUACAUGGCCAUGCGCACUGGGCGGCAUCUCUGGCGAGUGGCCCGCAAGGAAGAGGACGAAUUCUAUCAGAGAUAUCUUGAAGGACGGAAAGAUGAAGAGGGAUAUGCCCCAAUCGAGACCUUGCACAGGGCUCGUUGCAGAAACGUCAUCUACUCGAUCCUCGACCCGAAUCCUGGCCGCCGCAUUACCGCAUCGCAAGUCCUCAAAUCCGAAUGGGGCAGAGAGAUCAAGGUGUGCAAGGCAGGCGAAGAAGGCUUUUAA
Molecule: messenger RNA, 1608 nt
Organism: Fonsecaea nubica
Lineage: Eukaryota; Fungi; Ascomycota; Eurotiomycetes; Chaetothyriales; Herpotrichiellaceae
Exons: 2
Coding region: 1-1608 (535 amino acids)
Biological process (GO): intracellular signal transduction; protein phosphorylation; intracellular monoatomic cation homeostasis
Molecular function (GO): protein serine/threonine kinase activity; ATP binding
Source: RefSeq, a predicted model, not a curated record